GCUGUUUUUGCAGUUUUCCCAAUUCUAUAGAAAAUAGCUAACUACAUACGAUGUUAAAAUGCCAAUAUGCUGGCUUAUCAGUGAGGAGGAUAGUCAUAAACCCAUUCGACUGCCACAGCAACAGACAGUUGUCUUGGGUCGAGGUCCAGAGACGACUAUUAAAGACAAAAAAUGCUCUCGUCACCAAGUUGAAUUGAAAGCAGAGUGCAACAAAGGUUAUGUCACAGUAAAACAGUUGGGCUUGAAUCCUACCUCCGUAGAUUUUGCGGUGGUUGGCAAGGACAACGAGGUAAAAAUGAAGGCUGGACAGCGUCUUCUUAUUGUCAACCAGCUCUACCCAUACACUGUACAGUUCAAUGAGGAUCCCGCCAGGGACCACGGCGGCACCAAAAGACCACGAGAGCUGUCUUCGGGGGACAGAGAGAGUCGCACACAGGAUUCAAGUCUGAAAGCCGCCAAACAGUCAGAAAAAGUCCCUGCGUCAAUCGGCCAGGAAGAAGCUACAAAAAGCAGUGAAAGCUUUGGGCAUUGGAGCCAAGGUCUGAAAACCUCCAUGCAAGACCCCAAGUUGCAGGUAGCGGUUUAUGUUAGUGUGAUGCUAAAUUAUCUGCAUCUCUGUGAAAUUUGUUACUGCUUGACUUACUGUUUAAAUCUGAUUUUUUUUUUAAAGGUAUACAAGGAUGAUAAGGUAGUUGUUAUCAAAGAUAAAUACCCCAAAGCUCGCUACCACUGGCUGGUCCUCCCGUGGCAGACCAUUUCCAGCCUGAAGGCCUUAAGGGAGGAGCACUGCGACCUGGUGAAACACAUGCAGCAGGUGGCUGAGCGGACGGUUCAGCAGUGCCCAGAUGCUAACUCGCUACGAUUCCGUACGGGGUACCACGCCAUCCCCAGUAUGAGUCAUGUACACCUGCAUGUGAUUAGCCAGGACUUCGACUCUCCUUGUUUGAAGAACAAAAAGCACUGGAACUCAUUUACGACUGACUAUUUCAUGGAGUCGCAGGACGUCAUUCAGAUGCUUGAAACAAAUGGAAGAGUCAACGUGAAAGAAGGAACCAGCGAGUUGUUGAAACUACCUCUGCGCUGUCACAUGUGUCGCAAAGAUAUUCCCACUAUACCAGCUCUUAAGGAGCACCUAAAGUCUCACUUUCCCAGCUAAAAAGGUGACCUCAAUACACGCCUCAAGUCUUAAUGGAAUAAACAUGGGACUGAAGUGUGUUGGUCGCUAUUUUUGCCGAUCAAUUCUGAAUCACGUUUUUGUUUUCAAGUCAUUUUGUGAUAGUAACACAAUGUUGUGGAUGCAAAUAAAUAUUUUUUCAAGAGGUUUAGGAAGA
This is a messenger RNA of Gasterosteus aculeatus aculeatus (three-spined stickleback), 1331 nucleotides long. The record is from RefSeq and is a predicted model, not a curated record. Lineage: Eukaryota; Metazoa; Chordata; Actinopteri; Perciformes; Gasterosteidae.